UAUUACUUCUUGGAGUUUUGAAAGGAUAAAAAAAUUAUGGUUUUAUGUAGUCUCUGUUAGCAUUACUACCAAACGUUAAACCAGUGUUACCAAAUGUAUCACUAGCAUCACCAAAGUGUUAAACAAUUUUUUGCAGAUUUAAAUCCUGGUGCUUGCUUUUCUUCAUGGUAUAAAAAUGUGCGUUAUGAAGCUUGUUUCUGUUUCUGAAUCAAUGGAAACACCUUUGACAAGCUACAAAAUUUUCACUUGUAUUGCCCAUUUCAUUUUGAGUAUGGUUAAAAAUUGUUCUCCCUUUUUCCAUUAUAAUUGCUUGACUUAAUGGCAUAUGCAUUCAUCUUCAUCACCAAUCCAGACGGAAAGUUGUUUUUUCAUUUCCUCAUUCAUGUUGCUUUUGGAAUGUGUAAUUUUUGUUCCAGAAGUCAUUGUGGUUGUAGUUAUUGAUAAGAUUGUUUCUUUAUUGUUUAGAAUUAUAUGCAUUGUUGAAGCAGACAAAUUCAAUGCUGUGCCAAUAUUGGAUUGCAGUUCAUAUGUAUAUAAUCAUCUGGACACGUGCAUUUUAGUUCCCUGCAAAAUGCUCCCCCCUUUACCGUUCUUUUACUUUGCAAUCAUCCAUUGUAAGAACUAAAAAUUGCCAAUAAAACAAAAUAUUAUGCUUAUAUCUCUAGACUCUGAAUAAUGCUGUAAAAUCAUAAAUGAUCAUAAAUCAACUAUGACAUAGUAAACAUGCUGUAAUGAUAUUGUGGCUAUCACCUUGAUGUGCUUACCUUGAGACCAACAGUAAAAUUGGCAAGAUACGGACACUGUGAAACAAAUUGUGCUGAUUGAUUAAAAAGUACCCACAUUGCGAUAACUAAGUGAUGAUUAUAUGCAUGCAAUUUUGGCAAGUCCUGAUACUGCUGUGUAAUACUGAAACAGCAUUAAGUGGAGCAGCAUCAAGAGGGGUCUUACAGUAUAGCAAAACAGUCAUUUAUACAUCUCCUGCAUUUAUGCAACUUUUUUUUCUUGGAUUCAUUGCUAUUGCAAAAUAUGAACAGCAAAAUAUUUUGUUUAUAUGAUCGUAACAUUGAAUGUUAUUUUUCCCUGACUUAUUGAAUGAUAUUUCUUUACACAACUUCUAUAAUUUUUUUAAAAAUCGUUUUUGUUUUCUUUGAAUAGCAUUUGAAAGUUUCUCAUUGGUAUGUGAGAAGGAAAAGAAAGAUCUGGAGUGUCUCAGAUGGGCUAAGAUUUAAAUAUCUGACAGGUGGAUAGAAGAAAGAUUGCUUGAAGAAAUAGCAAAGAAUGAAAUUAGCUAAUAAAGCAGAAAACCAGCAGGUAUAUUCCAUGCCAUUAGACCUAUCUAGUCAAACAUUAGAGAAUUCCACUUCUCAGACUUCCAGUGGUAUCACAGCAUUUACAAAACAGUUUCCCUCGGUCAGGAGAUUGGAUGAUGGUCUAAGAAGAUUUUCUGCUUUUUAUGGCUCUAUUCAACCAGUGACUUUUACAUGUGAUACUAAAGACCUCGUUUUAAAAGAUUUUGUUAUUCUUGAAAAUAAAUUGUUCUUUAUAUAUCAUGGUGUUCAUGACUUCUUAGUCGGGAUUCACAUUCUGUGUGCAGAUGAGCCCACUGUAUGUAAAAGCCUUUCCCAUCCUCCGUACCUGAUUACAAGUGGAUGUGAAGAAGUUCCUUAUCCUGUUUUAUUAUUAACUGAAAAUAAAAUAUCUUUGCUGUUAUAUGACAUUGAACAGGACAAGCUUGUUAAUGAACUUAUGAUUUAUCCAAGUGAUGGUGUUGUUGAAGAACUUGCAUUAUUAAAUAACUGGAGCAAUAUUCAUAUGGAUAUUGAAGUUCUUAAACUUGGACUUAGUAAUCGACAAUUAUAUACUGUGGAAUUUUUCUUGAAAACACUCUUUGAAGGAUUUUGUCAGCAAUGGAAUGCACCCUUAUCACCAAAGUGGUAUGAGAAAAUGCAAAAAGAAUGUAAUAUAUGGGAUACAGUUUUGAAUUUGGUUUCUGAGAAUGUAUGCAAAAACCUGACUGAGAGUCUUUCUUGUCAAUAUGCUGAACAACUACUUUAUGUCACAAUUAAUAUGGUAAUACAAAUACUAAGUGUAAUUGAGCAGAAGAAUGCAGAUGAUAGAACAUUUUUAAAGAAAGAUAAAGAUGUUUUGCUGUCAAAGUUUUCUGGAUUUAUUUUAAAUAUGAGAAAAUUACUUCGUGAGCAAGAUUCUUCGAGUACAGAUAUUUCAGAAAAUGAAUCCGAAAACAGCACAGAACAAUGUUUUAGCUGUGAUAUUUUAAAAUUAUGGACAGAUUGGAAGGAACGUCCUAAUGAUGAAAUCAUUAAAGAAUCUCUUCUAAAUGGGACAAUUCCACUUGCUCAAGCAUACUUUUCUUGUUGCUGCAAAAAUGAUUUUAAGAGUUCAUACCAAGAAUUUGAAAAAAAUUGUGACUGUUUUGUCAUUGAUUAUUUAAGACAAGGGCAAAUUCCUGAAGCUCUUAUUACUAUGUCAAAUAUGGGCAUUGAUAUAAAUAUCAAACUGAAAGACAUAUUUAAGCGUACCCCUGAGAAAGACAUCAGAAUGGCCAUCUUGAAGGAGCUACACAUGAGAGAUUUAUUAUCCAAUAGUGAUUCAAAUUCAUUGCAGUUUAUUUUGUUGUUAGAGAAGUUAUACCCAUGCACUUCUUUUGAUCAUGCACGUGUGUUGCUGGAUGAAAAACAAUCAUUUUAUGACAGUGAUGUCUGUUGUGUUGCCCCUGAAAGUGAUGCAACAUUAACAGUUGGGGAUUUUAUUGACUUUACUGAAGAUAACAGUGAAAAUGGUGCAUAUUGCCGCAUCGUUAUGAAUUGGCUUUCAACGUGGGAUGAUGAUGUAAAAAGACGAAUAUUGGCAUCACAUUUUCUGAAGAAUUCUCCUGUUCUGGAUUUCUUUAUGAAAGAAGAAAAUUCAAACAUUGUACUGAAUCCAUUAUCAGUAUGGUAUUACUUGCUUGAAAAUGGCAUUCUGCCAUAUCUUAUGAACUGGAUUGACACUUGGUUGGGCAAGUAUCCUCAAACAUCUGAGAGUUCUCUUUUCAAUAAAUGGCCAUUGAAUGCAGAAAUGAUAAAUGCUGUAUCCAGAAAAGCCACAUUUCAUGUGUCUGAGACUAUUUUAAAUGAAUUAGCGAGGCAUGGUGUAUUUUGUGAAGAAGAGCUGGAGGACAUUUCAUUAUUUUUAGCUCGAAUUGGUAAAGCUCAGUGCAACAUAAAUGAUAUUAUGUUAUUUACUUCUGAAAAAGCAGCAAUAUCAUUUUCUGACCUAUGUCACAGGCUGGCUCACUAUUGUCUGAAACAUAACUUAGUCUCCUUUUUAUAUUCUUUUGUGUCACAUAACUACAGCAAAUUUUCUAGUUGGCCAUCUUGUCAGUCAUGUGAUGUUCCACUUCUAUAUCUGACAAAGGCAUUCUUUUUAUGGUCUCAAGAUCAUGAGAAUGUUCUGCUAGCAUAUGAUGCUAUUGUUGGCACAGCUCAGUAUCUUUUUAACUUGGAAAACCCUUCUAAUACUGAAUUGCUUAUGAAAGUGCCACUCUCUUUGAGCCUUGCAGUUUUACUUUUUAAAUCACAGCCUUUAAAUGAAGUUAUGAAUGACAUUCUAAAAAGACCAUGUGCACCAGCAUCAUAUUUGAAAGAAAAAUUUCAGUCUUAUCCUUUGUUAUGUAAAUAUUUAUUCAAAACUCCAGAAGAAAGGUUCCACCCUGAUGUCACUGUUUAUGAGUUGUUAAAGGGUAGCAUUAUAUUUGAUACUUGUCAACUGUUUGGAUGGCAGUCAGCAAACUCUCUGAAAUCUGAAGAUGCUCAAACUGAACUUCCUCAUUUUUCUCUUAAAAGUCUUUCUGAACAAUAUGGCUUGAAGAAAGAUCUAACUUACCUAUAUUAUUUAAUGGAAGGACGGCCAAAUUAUGCAUAUCUGAAAUUUAUAGCUCAGGAGGUUGUUUUAGAAACAGGAUUAUCAAUUUCCAGAGUACGUUCUACAUGUAAAGAUGUGAUGGAUUAUGCUUUGUUAAAUUACAGAAGUGCUGAUAUUUGUGCAGCAUCUAUUUCAUUCAUAGAACUUUUAGGACAGGAUUCAUUACCUUUAAGGUGUUGUUUGAAUGCUGCAAAUAUAUUGCAUGAAAAUCAAGCUUUUAAUGAAGAAGCAAAUGAAAAAAGUUUCCCUGAAAUUGGCUGGAAAUUUAAACAAGCCUUUGUAAAUAAAGAUUCUGCUGCAAAUUUAAUAACUGAAAUUGAAAAUAUUUUUUUGAAGAAAUGGAAUCCUUACAGUACUGAACCAAGGGCUGUUUUUAAAGAUACUGUUUUGUGGAUGCCAGUAAUGACUCUUAGUCAUCUAUAUGAAGUUGAAGCUGGGAAUUCAUAUUUGAAUGAAUGUGCAAAGCAGAACAAUUGGUUUAAAUUUCUUGUAUUUUCACAAAUCUUCCAGAUUCCUAAAGAGCAGGUUCUAAAAGCAGUGUCUAGGUUUUCUAAUUCUUGUAUAUCAUAUCACAUUUCCCAUGCACUUAACAGAAGAUCAGCUUUGCUCUAUGAUGUUGCAUAUAAGACAAAAUCUAGUACUGUUUUGAAAUCAGAGGAGAGAGACAUGAGAAAAUCUUUAUACUCCCGUAUUGGUGUAAAACAAGGAACAUCUCCCGUAGAGCUGAAGAAAACUCCUGAACAGGAUGAGGACAAAAGCUCCAUUGCUACUGAAGAAACUUCUUCUUCUUCAUCAGAUGUAGAUUUAAGGUCAUUUGUUUUGAAAGAUCUGUUCAGUCAAUUGUUAUUAGCUCACAGUUCAGACACACCAUGGGAGUAUCUCUUACACACAAGUUUUGAAAUCAAAAAUCCAGCCCUGGCUAUCCUUGCUGCCUCCUACCAUGAUUCACCUCUGGAGAGUUGUUUUUUCAUGUGGCUGUAUACUAAUCUUCACCGUAAUGAGAGAGUAAAAAAAGAGCUUGACACUGCUUUUUCCCAGAUCAGAGUUACUAAUUGCAGUGCUGAUGAUGUAAAGAAACUUUUUGUAGUAGCUGUUCAAAAUCAUAAGAUUUUAACUCUGUGGCAAGGUGUUCUUUUUUUUCUAUCUUCUACCCCACUUUUACCAUUGAUGGACUUCUUAAGAAGUUUCAUGGUUUACAAGAAAUUUGAUGCCAGUGUUGAACUUUUCCAGAAUCAUUUGUGGGAUUAUCCCCAAAAUCGUGAAUCAUUGUCAGAGCUACAUUCUUUGUUAUGGAUUGAAAAUACGUCAGUCUGUAUAUUAAAAGAAGCUGUAAUUGCAUGUGCAACUAACUAUCAAAGGCUCAUUUUGCUUCGACAUUUUUCUCACACAAGAUUAGAAAAAUCAUUUUCCAAAGAAGUUUCUGUUCCACAGUUUAUGAAAGUAUGCCAAAUGAUUCAAUGCCUUGGGUCAAUAGAAGAUUUUGAUGUAAAGAGUUUUCUUCUUCCUGAAAAUGAUGUGAACUACAAGCAUAGUUGUUGGGAAACUUUGAAAAAGUUGCUUGAAAAUCACCUUUAUGAUGAUGCCCGUACAUUCACUACUGCUGCCAAACUUCCUGUCAAAGAAAUGAUUUUAUUGCAGAUUAACCAUGAAUCGGAAGAAGCUCGGAAAAGUAGCCAAUGGAAUAAUUUGACUCAUCGUAUUGAUUUUUGGCACCAUAUUUUAGACACACUUAAUCAAAAUGCUAUUCCUUUAGAAGCAACUAUUGAAUUUUUAGAUAAUCAGUGUGAAGUUUCUGAUAUAUACGGAGAAAAAUAUUUCUUGAUAUAUUCCAUGGUUAACAUUCUAAGUGAUGCAAAUAAACAUAGUAGUUUGCCUGAUGCUACAGUAUUUGAUUUGGAAGGCUUAAAAAGAAAAAUGUGGUGGUUGUGUCUUAAAGCUGAAGUAAAUAAACAGCUGUUGCCAGAAAUAUUUGAUGUGAAGCCAGUUCAUGAAUUUGAUGCUCUUGAUCUGUCAUUUGACACAAAAAGCAUGUUUAAUGUUCAUAGCAUUGAAAAUGAAGAGGAAAGAAUUGCUAUUCAGUCUAUCAUAGGUCAGUUUCUUCGGAAAAAAGAUGUGCAGAAUGCAUUUCAACUAGCAAAAUCAUUCAAUUAUGAGUGUCAGGAUUUAAAAAUUGUAAAAAUAUGUCUUGAAAUUGCAACAAGUGAUAUAGAUCUGAAUGCUAUAGAUAUUUCAUCACCUGACUGUGCACCUGAAGUUUCAUCUUCUAGAUUUAUAAGAUCCCUUUUACUUUGGAUUAAUAAUGGCUAUUCAGGCAUAACUACUGCACAUAAAGACAAGAUCAAACUUAUGGAAAAAUUGAGCAGAAAAAGCAUUGUUUCUGUUGCAGUUUGUCAUCAAAUAUUAGUUCAUUACACAGUUUCUGCUGUUUUGAUAGCAAAGUAUUGGGUUAUUGCUAAGGAAAAGAAUCACUUCAAGAUAUUGAAGGAUAUACUAGUUAAAAAAUUAUAUGAUGAACAUAUACUGGCCAAAUGUUUCAUUAUUGUUCAUGACCUUGCCGAUGUUGAUGUUGCUAGGUUUUUAAGUGAAGAAAUCUGGCACUCUCUGAAAAUUUUGUGCCCACUAAAUAUAACCUUAUUACCAGAGAAUAAAAGUGCAUUUUCUGAGAAUGUCAUAUAUGAUCCAUUGCGGGUGAGUGAAGGUUUUCAAUUAAUAGUGAAAUUAUGUCAAGAUCCUUCUGUAUUAGGUAAUCUCCUCAUGGAUAUAUUUUCCACAUAUGCUUGUGAACUCUCAUCUAAAAGCUCAGAUAAAGAUUUCUCUAUAACUGUUGAACUCUGCAUUUGUGCUCAUGAAUGCUUCACUGCUGCAUGUGAUGUGGAUGGUAUUUCAAAAAUUCUUCAUAAUUCUCAGAUGUUAGUCAGUCUUUUAGAAGAGGCUGAGAAAUUUGCAACAAUGGUCCAUCUUUUGACUGGCUUGGGGAGAUAUAGUGAAAUGAUGUAUGUGUUUGACACAUUAAAGUCACAUGAUAAGCUCAGUCUUCUUUUUGAGAAGAAUAUGGAAGAUGUACCUAAUCUACGAUUAGCUUUACUAGAUUACCUGAAGAGAUGCUCUCCUGCAGACAGUGACAGUUUGUUUUAUGCUGUUGCAAGUGGUUUUGGCAUGUAUAGGGAAAAGGCUGAAAUUCUGGAAAUGUCCGUGCAGAAACAACUGUCACAACUGUGCAAAAAAAACAUAGAUGCUGAUUUAAGUGAUGAAUUAGAAAAUGCUUUGCAAGUUCUGUCAGAAGCAGCAAAAAGUUAUUGCAAGGCUGAUUGUCUGCAUCAGGCUCAGCAUUGCACCCGUCUGGCACAAUUAAUUGCACUACAGAUACAUUUUCUACCAUCAGGAAUUUGGAUAAUUGGUUUAGAUGAUUCAUCAAUAUCAAGAUUUAUUACUCAGCAUGACAACUUUUCUCAAGCUUUAAUUGUUGCUGAAGAGUACAGGAAGCAUCAGCUAUGGGCUCAAGCUGUGCUUCAUAAUGUUGUAUUAAGAGGGGACAGAGAGUAUUUAAGAGAAUUUCAAGCACAUUUUGGUCUAUCUGCUUCUUUAAUUUCUGAUGUAGCAAAAAGGUUUAAAAAAGUGCCUACUAAAAAUGACAGUGCUUUGAGAAACAUGAAACUUCUUUUAUCGCUAUGUUCAAACAUAAAAGUCAAGUACUGCUUGGCAAACGAUUUAAGUUUUGGUGAUAUGGCAUCAGAAUUGUUAAUGGGAGAAGGCUCAUCUUACCUACAAGAUUUAAUAGCAAAUAAUAUUAUAAAAUAAUCUUAUAUGUGUAUUUAUUUUAUAAUUUUAAUGGGUGAUAUAUUGUACAAAUUUAUUUAAAUUGUAAAUGGUUUUAAUAAAUUUUAUGAAAUUUCUUUUUAAAUUUUAUAAGGUAUUUCUCCUGCCUUCUUAGCGAGCCUUCAGCCUUUGUUGUGUAGUGGUCCGCAUGCUCAGCAUGUAAUUGAGAGGUCUGUGGUUCGAUUCCUGGCGAAGGGUUGCUAAUUUUUCAUCUUUCCUGCUUCCAAAAAUACCUAAUGUCUCUCAGUUUUCAAGAUUAGAAUUACAAAAAUCAAAAAAAGCUAUAAAAUGUACGAGAAAGUAAACAGGAAACAAAGUUCUGAGACCUGCUUUAUGUAUUAAAGAAAGACUUGCAGAUGUCUGAUAAUGAAGAAUAUAGGAAAUAAUUAUAUGUUUUGAUUGUUUGUGGAAUUUAUUCGGUAACAUGUCAAACCUGCUGCCUUUUAAAAAUAUUUUUGAAAUAAAAUAUUUAACGUGUA
Molecule: messenger RNA, 8219 nt
Organism: Stegodyphus dumicola
Lineage: Eukaryota; Metazoa; Arthropoda; Arachnida; Araneae; Eresidae
Product: spatacsin
Biological process (GO): chemical synaptic transmission; axo-dendritic transport; axonogenesis
Cellular component (GO): dendrite; synapse; axon
Source: RefSeq, a predicted model, not a curated record